Messenger RNA from Nezara viridula (southern green stink bug), 1632 nucleotides. Lineage: Eukaryota; Metazoa; Arthropoda; Insecta; Hemiptera; Pentatomidae. The record is from the annotation of a GenBank genome assembly.
UGAUAAUGUAAACAUACAUAAGACAUAGUAUUUGUCAAUAUUAUUUUACUACACAUUUUAAUAAAUAAUAUGUUUAAAAAAGUUCAGGAAUAUUAUUUUUCAUGCUGUGUAGUGGUGUUGUUAUGGAAACAGUUACUAGGAUACAACAUACCCUUUUCAAGUGAGGUUAGCUAGUGGUGUCCACAUAAAUUACUUCAGUUAACUUUUUUGAUAUUGUGAAUUAUGUAUUCACAUAAUGAUGACAUAAGAAUACAUAAAUUAUCUAAAAAACGUACCAAGAUGGAUGAUUACAUGAUGAUAAAAAGGAUUGGAGAAGGAGCUCAUGGAUAUGUUUUACAUGCCAAAUGCAAUCAAACCGGUAAAGAAGUAGCAUUGAAAAAAGUUCUUGUUAAACGGAAAGAAAAAGGUUUACCUAAUGAAAUAAUAAGGGAAAUAAAAACUCUUCAGGCCGUAGACUGCAGAUAUGUAAUGAAACUUCUCGAUUUCUUCUCUAAAGGUUCAGGAUUUAUUCUGGUUUUUGAUUAUAUGCCUUCUGGUCUCUGGGAAAUGCUAAACGAUGAAAAAAUCAAACUGAGCGAUGGACAAUUAAAAGCAUACAUGCAAAUGUUACUUCAAGGUGUCUGUUAUUUGCAUGAAAAUAGAAUAAUGCAUCGGGACUUAAAGCCGGCUAAUCUUUUGAUUGGUCAAGAUGGGAUUUUACGUAUAGGAGAUUUCGGACAAGCCAGACCAUUUUUAAAGGAUGCAAUCAAAUGUUAUACACCACAAGUUUCAACAAGAUGGUACAGGGCUCCAGAACUACUUUAUGGCUCACGAAAAUACACAGAAGCUUUGGAUUUAUGGGCAGUGGGAUGCAUAGUCGCAGAAGCUUUCAAUAAAAUGCCACUCUUUCCAGGUGAAACAGAUAUUGAUCAGCUAGCAUUAGUGAUAAGAUCACUGGGGAGUCCAACUGAAGAAAAUUGGCCAGGGCAUACAAAACUUCCAGAUUUUAACAAAAUAUCGUUUAAACAAUCACCUCCGCUUUCAUGGGAAAAACUUCUGCCAUUUGUAAACAAGGACACUAGAGAAUUCAUAAAAGCAUUCGUUAAAUACGAUGCAAGCAAAAGGUUGACAGCAAAACAGGCAUUGAAACAUCCAUUCUUCAACUCUGAACCUCUUCCAGCCUCAGAAAAUGAAAUGCCAAUACCUCCUUAUGACCACAGAACUCUUGUAAAUGGCAACAUGUAUGAAAACCAUGACGAAGAACUGUUUGAAGAACUAAGUCGACUGAUUGAUGAGAAAUUUUAAUACUUUUAAAGAUUGUUUUACCUUUUUUGUUAAAUAAUAGUGUAUAACCAUAAAAAAUUGUUUUAAACAAAAUUUAAGAAAAAUGAUUAAAUGAAAAUUAGAUGUUGCAUUAUUAGAUCAUUUUAAUUACAUUAUUUUUUUAGUACCUACUUAAGAAAAUCUAAAUUUGUUUAGUAGUUUAUUGGAUUGAAAUCUGUUUAUUAAUUAAUAUUUAUAAUGACAAGUAUGUAAUUUUUGACUGUAAAAGUUUUAACAUGUUAAUAGUGUAUAAGUUUAAUACAUAAUUUAUUAAUAAAAAAAAGUGAAAAUAUAUUGAUCCAUUUUUUAUGAAGAUAGAAUGGUAAGAGG